This is a messenger RNA of Punica granatum (pomegranate), 1667 nucleotides long. The record is from RefSeq and is a predicted model, not a curated record. Lineage: Eukaryota; Viridiplantae; Streptophyta; Magnoliopsida; Myrtales; Lythraceae.
CCCCCCCCCCCCCCCCCUCCUCUCUCUUCUCCUCCAUCUCUCUCUCUCUCUCUAAGUAGAGAUAGCAAGUCCAGUCUAGUCCACGCUAUAUUACUAGAAGUAUAUAGUGUUGUUAAUUAUCGUUCCAACUUUCACUUCUCAUCGUUCACUACGCACUACAUUGUAUCAUCAUCAUCAUCAUCAUCAUCAUCAUCAUCAUCAUUGUUGUUGUUAAACAGAGUGAAAUUACGCAGAGAGACACACCGACAACCCAGACCAGAGAUGAGCCGGCUCACGUUCGUUAUUUGCCUCUUUGCAGCCGCCUUCGUGGCUUUAGCUGCCGGUUGCCCUGCCUCCGACAGGGAGGCUCUGCUGGCCUUCAAGGCCUCCUUGAACGAGCCCUACCUAGGCAUCUUCCAGACUUGGUCCGGCACUGACUGCUGCCGUAACUGGUACGGCAUCAGCUGCAACCCCACCGACCAGCGCGUCGCCGACAUCAACCUCCGCGGUGAGUCUGAGGAUCCCAUCUUCCUCAAGGCCGGUCGCUCCGGCGGCUACAUGACCGGCUCCAUCAGCCCCUCCAUCUGCAACCUCGACCGCCUCACCACCAUCAUCAUCGCCGACUGGAAGGCCAUCUCCGGAGACAUCCCCAACUGCGUCACCUCCCUCCCCUCCCUCCGUGUGCUCGACCUUGUAGGCAACCGCCUCUCUGGCCGUAUCCCUCCUGCUAUCGGCAACCUCCGCAAGCUCACUGUCCUCAACCUCGCCGACAACGACCUCACUGGAGAUAUCCCCCCCUCCAUCGUCCAGAUGUCCAGCCUCAUGCACCUCGACCUCAGGAGCAACAGGAUCUCCGGCCAGAUCCCGUCCGACUUCGGGAAGCUCACGAUGCUGAGCCGGGCGCUUCUGGGCCGUAACCAGCUCACGGGGACGAUCCCUAGCUCCAUCGCAACCAUAUACCGGCUCGCCGACCUUGACUUGUCGAUGAACCGGAUCGGCGGUUGCAUCCCAGAGCAGCUCGGGGAAAUGCCGGUGCUCUCGACCCUGAACCUGGACUGCAACGCCAUCUCGGGCCAGAUACCGGGGUCACUCCUGAGCAACACGGGGAUUGGCAUCCUCAACCUGAGCAGGAACAGCCUCGAGGGGAGCAUCCCGGAUGUGUUUGGGCCGAAGUCGUACUUCAUGGCCCUGGACCUGUCCCACAACAACCUCAAGGGCAAGAUCCCGGGCACCCUUACCGGGGCCAAGUACAUUGGCCACUUGGACUUGAGCCACAACCACCUCUGUGGACCCAUCCCGAUCGGGGAGCCGUUUGAGCGCCUCGAAGCAUCGUCAUUUGAUAGCAACGACUGCCUCUGCGGGAACCCAUUAAGGACUUGCUAGUUAGUACGUAUAGAUCGCUGUAGUGUCUGAAUCAUUUCCAUAAAAGUUAAUUGUUAUUCCUCAAUUUAUCGUCGUCGGUGUCCUGCGUAGGUAUGCCUAUUUAAUUUUUCCCUUCUGGUUUAAUUUCUAAAACCAACCUUUUUCUCAGUUUUUAUCUGUCUGUCUCAAUUAAAUUACUAAAUGGCCCGCAAAGAAAUCGAUCGGGUCAGGUCUGGCUGAGGUGAAAGUGAAACUGUAAGCAAUGGAGUUCCUGGUAUUGCUGUUGCAUGGUACGUACCAAUUGUUAUUAUAUAUAUAUAUAUAUA